This is a messenger RNA of Aspergillus steynii IBT 23096, 2175 nucleotides long. Its product is annotated as Zn(II)2Cys6 transcription factor. Lineage: Eukaryota; Fungi; Ascomycota; Eurotiomycetes; Eurotiales; Aspergillaceae. Gene Ontology annotation, cellular component: nucleus. Gene Ontology annotation, molecular function: zinc ion binding; transcription cis-regulatory region binding; DNA-binding transcription factor activity, RNA polymerase II-specific. Bases 222 to 2123 code for a protein of 633 amino acids. Gene Ontology annotation, biological process: positive regulation of transcription by RNA polymerase II. The record is from RefSeq and is a predicted model, not a curated record. The transcript is spliced from 4 exons.
AUGCUACUCUAUAAACCAACAUUCCCAACCAUCCCCACCGGGCAUCUCCCAAUGAGAGACAUCCAAGUGACUCGAUACGAGGCGAAAAGCGAGAAAAAAAAACCCCACCGACUUAGUGGCUCCACCGACAACCUCGACGCGAUCCCCAACCGACCGACGUUAAUUUUCCUUCCAUUUUUCCAGGUCAUUCUGAGUCGGUCUUUGCAGCGAAGGGAUGCGCCAUGCCCGACGUUACUGCAGCGCCAUCACGUGGCAUCCGUAAGCCCCGGAAAUCGCGUGGUCGAGGAUUGCGCGCCACCACUGGCUGUUUGAUCUGCAAACGGCGGCAUGUGAAAUGCGACGAGGUGCAUCCCCAGUGUGGCCCCUGCGCGAAAGGCCAGCGCGCCUGCGUCUACACUGACGCCGACUCAGGGGUUGGGGGUCAUUCGCUCGAUGCUGCUGCAACGCCCUCAACGCCCCGGGAGGAACCCCCCGUUACGACGCCCAAGGUUCAAGUCCAUCAGCCCUUACAGAUCCUAGUCGAUGCCUGCCAGCAAGAACGGCCCGUGUCGCAGGAACGGCCUCAUGGUCGCUCGUCGCUCGCGCCCGAACCGAUCGCGACAGGUCAUGAUAAUGUGCCUUCGCCGGCUACCGAAUCGACAACCUCGAACCGAACAGCUGCUCCGAGAAGCUGGUUUGAGUUAUUAGCGACUGAUGCGGUCAAUGCAGAUGGAAACUUCUAUCUCUCGCCUCAACUGCGAACGCCGUCGACCCCAGCCCUCUCGUCGUCGCCGUUCCUCCCGGAUUCGAAUCCCGGCUUCCAUCCUCGCACGCCUCGGCAGCGCGAGAGCUUCAAGGCGGCUUCCUUCGGAAAUGACCCGGAGAUGCAGACAGGCCUGGCGCCAGUACAGACCGGUGAUCCUUCGAGCGUGGUGGCUGAUGAUCCUUCGUGCUGGACGACGCCAUCCCCAAUCCAACUAUCCCCGAAGGAGUAUCGCAUCUUCAACCAUUUUGUCAAAUCCCUCGGCUCCUGGCUGGACUUCUUUGAUCCGUCUCUGCAAUUCUCUACCGUUGUUCCGCACCUCGCACUGCGGAAUACGGGCUUGAUGAAAGCGCUUAUGGCACUCUCUGCGCGACAUCUCUCGCUGUGGAAUGCCAACUAUCCGUCGGGAAUGACCCCCGAGACUGGGAAAUCGAACAGCGAUAUGAAGGAAGCCUGGAAUCUCUCCGAAAUUGACCGUAACUUCGCUGUCCAGUAUUACUACGAAACUCUGGCCUAUCUUAACAAAGCCAUGAAGUAUUCCAGCUACGCGUCGAGCCACGAGCUCAUCGCUACCGCCCUGCUCAUCAGCACAUACGAAAUGGUCGACGGCUCCAACCGCGACUGGGAGCGGCAUCUAAAAGGCGUCUUCUGGAUCCAGCGAUACCAGAACAACGACGGCGAGUGCGGCGGAAUCCGACAGGCCGUCUGGUGGGCCUGGUUGCGACAGGACGCGUGGGUCGCCAUGCGAGAGCGUCGACGAGUCUUCACCUUCUGGAAACCGAAAAGGCAUUAUUCGACGCUGACACCGGCAGAAAUGGCCUGCCACUCGCAUUACCUCCUCGCGCAAUGCAUUAAUUACGCGUCCAAAGAAGAAUCCGAGUCGAAGGAUCUUCAACAGCGGCUGGACCGAGGCAGCGAGCUGCUCUGCAUGCUGCAAGAGUGGCAUGAUUACCUGCCCAAUGAGUUCCGACCCCUGCCCACUGCGCCUAAUUCUGGUCUCUUUCCUCCGAUUUGGGUACACCCCCCGUUUUAUGCGGCUGCACUGCAGCUUCACAGCCUGGCGCGUAUUCUUGUUCUACUGCAUCGGCCAUCUGUAGGGGGGUUGCAGGAUUAUCGGGCGGGCCAGCACCUGUUGACGGCGUCUGUCAGUACGAUCUGCGGGAUUGCGCAGACGGUGGAUGAAAAUAAUCAUGCGGCCUCUUUGGUGUCGCUGAAUUCGUUAUACGGAGCUGGAAUGUGCGUCCACACGCCCAACGAGCGAGCGAUUCUUCUCGACUUGAUGGAUAUGUUCCAGCAGAGGGUGCGAUGGCCGAGUAAUUCCCUUCGGCGAGACUUGGAACUGGACUUCCAGAAAGACGGACUGCCCGGGUUUAAUGGAUAGACUCGAGGGUGUAAAUUGUGUAAAUAGCUGUUCAGAUACUGCAUACGGAUAC